CGUCUGCUGCAACUUCACCCCCCCAUAGUAGUACUUAUUAAAGACUCAGUGAUAGACAAGGACUCUACCCCAUCUCCAACACUAUCUAUUCACAAAAUUAAGAACUGUCUCGUUCUCUUUACUACUCUAAAACGCCAAAAUCAACCAUGGAAAGCGAAUUUAAACAACAAGGCAACCACGUUGUCAGUAUUCCGGAGGUCAACACGGAGGAGCUCGCCCGCGACAUGAAAGAGGAAAUCGAGAGAUGCACCAAGGGGUUAGAAAGCAAUCCCGGCGCCAUGAGCAGUCGUUGCAUCUACGAAGUCCCCUUAAGGUUCAAGGACAACAACGGCAGCUCCUACAGGCCCCGCAUCGUCUCCAUCGGGCCCAAAUACUACUAUGACACAGAUCUAAAGCUUUACAGUGACUGCAAGUAUCAGUGCCUCGGCUUCUUGCUGAAAAGGAACCGAGUCAAAGGCUUACAGGACUACUUGGACAGGCUACGCCCGUGUGAAACAAAAGCAAGGGAGUGUUAUCCUGAAGAGAUGAUCCAAGAUUUCAGGCCGCCCGGUGACGGUGACUUCCUCGAAAUGAUGGUUCUUGAUGCUUCUUUCAUAUUAGAAUUGUUUUACAUGUUUCAGGAUCCGCGCUUGGGACCGCUAAAGGCGGACGAACCUCCCGCAUCCCUGAAGUGGAGAUUGCCGUAUUUCUACGUGGACUUGAUCCUCCUUCAGAAUCAGAUCCCUUUUUUUGUUCUGCAAGAGUUAUUUGAUAUAUCUAAGAUGCCUGACGAUCCGUCCUUGUCCUUGCUUGCUUUACGAUUCUUUAACAAUGUUAUGAGCAGACCAAACGAAGUCAUAGAGUUGUACGGCAAUCCCAAGAAUCCUCCUUUGCAUUUGCUGGACUUGGUUCGGUCUAGUCUAAUCCCAUGCCAUCAAAAGCCGCCACAGAGAGACGAAAACAAACAGAUCCAAUCUAUUCCCUGCAUCUCGCAGCUCCGCCGUUCAGGGAUUAGGGUCCGACCGGGCAAGGCGGAGAGCUUCUUGGCUGUAAAAUUCAAGCGCGGUGUGGUUGAGAUGCCCAGCAUAACCAUCAACGACUUCAUGAGAUAUCUCUUGCUGAACUGUGUGGCGUUCGAGCAGUGCCACAAGAGCUGCCCCAAGCACGUCACGGUUUACGCCACUUUCUUGGACUGCCUUGUGAACACCUCCUCGGACGUCCAAUACCUUCGCGAGCACAAUGUUAUCGACAAUCACCUAGCGGACGACGACAAAGUUGCACGCUUCAUCAAUAGUCUGGGCAAGGACGUGACCUUUGAUAUCCGUGACUUUUAUUUGUCCAAGCUGUUCAAUGAUGUGGACAAGCAUUAUCGGAAUAACUUCUGUGUAAACUGGGCGAGCCUCAGGCGAAGAUAUUGUAACACGCGCUGGUGGUUCAUCUCGGCGUGUGCUGCCAUUUUGCUCUUACUACUUACGUUUGCGCAGACCUUCUACACCAUCAUCGGCUAUGUACAUCCCAAAAAAUAGACCUUCUACUGUUCAAUCUGCACCAUUGUCGCUUAAUUAUGUGCAUCCCAAAUAUCAAUGGGCCUUCUUUUUCUUUUCCAUUUUUUAUUCUUAAUUUUAAUCAAGCAAGAUCACUGCUAGGUCCCGUUGGGGGCUUCUUCGAUUGCAUCAAAUUACGAUCA
Messenger RNA from Alnus glutinosa, 1666 nucleotides. Its product is annotated as UPF0481 protein At3g47200-like. Bases 147 to 1505 code for a protein of 452 amino acids. Lineage: Eukaryota; Viridiplantae; Streptophyta; Magnoliopsida; Fagales; Betulaceae. The transcript has a single exon. The record is from RefSeq and is a predicted model, not a curated record.